AUGUGCAUGCAAAUGUGGGAUACUCUGCGAGCGAUGCUGGUAUAUGGCGUCCUAGAUCUGCAGGCAUAUCCCAGCCGCAGGAAAGGCGAUUGGAAACAAAGCUCCUACUGCAAAGACUUGAAGGAUCCCUUCCUGGUUCAAAUGUCCCGAGCGUUAUCCGCUCGCAUUGGCGAAACUCCUCACGAGGACCUGCUGUCCGCUUCGACCCAUGCCUUGCAGCAAUUGGAACAUUGGACGGUUGCAGAGACCGCGCGGCGCACUAUCUUUCUUUCUAACAUCGUCCACUUCCUUAGCAGCCACGAUCCACAGAACAGAAAGCCCUCACCGUACUGUGAGCCGCUGGAUCUUCGGCUUAUCAGGAACAUGCCCUUUCCUUGCGCCGUCACGCCCUGUCUAGUGCACGAACGGAACGAGAGUGGCUGGUAA
Penicillium cinerascens is the source of this 426-nucleotide messenger RNA. RefSeq lists its product as uncharacterized. Lineage: Eukaryota; Fungi; Ascomycota; Eurotiomycetes; Eurotiales; Aspergillaceae. Bases 1 to 426 code for a protein of 141 amino acids. The transcript has a single exon. The record is from RefSeq and is a predicted model, not a curated record.